Molecule: messenger RNA, 5848 nt
Organism: Epinephelus fuscoguttatus (brown-marbled grouper)
Lineage: Eukaryota; Metazoa; Chordata; Actinopteri; Perciformes; Serranidae
Gene: sox10
Product: SRY-box transcription factor 10
Exons: 4
Coding region: 549-2051 (500 amino acids)
Biological process (GO): morphogenesis of an epithelium; enteric nervous system development; peripheral nervous system development
Cellular component (GO): nucleus
Molecular function (GO): DNA-binding transcription factor activity, RNA polymerase II-specific; RNA polymerase II cis-regulatory region sequence-specific DNA binding
Source: RefSeq, a predicted model, not a curated record
AGGAGCUCUUUAAGCCCCGGCACCGACACACAGAGCAGGCAUUCAUACUCGGGCAGCGCGAGCGAGGGGGCUCGGGAGCGAGCGUCACUUUGGAAACUCACGGAUUCUCGUGCUAAACCGGCGACCUCCUUUUCUCAUUACUGAAGUCGUGUCUGUUGGAUAUCAACCGCGGGACAAACGGAGGAGAGAGUGAAGGGGAAGUCAGGAGGGAAGUGAGACUGGGUGAGUUUGGUGCUGACAGCUGUGCAUUAGCAGGUAAACUGGGGUCCAAGGUGCGCGCUGAGCCGCCUAUGAUACCAACAACACGGAUGGAAAGAACUUUAAUGUGGAACCCUCACAGAGUUUUGCAACGGAGGCUGAGAGUAGAGACAGACUGGCAGUUCAUAUUAUAACUUGAAGGAGCCCAGAGGGACAGAUCAGACAGCCGACACUCCGUGCAUCACUGUAGGGAUUAACAGCAUCAAGGACCCGACAGGUAGAGCUGAGCGUUUAGGAACAGACCUUGCAUCUUCUGCGCACCUAGUGGCUUGUGUGUGUGUAGGAGGAGGAUGUCCAGAGAGGAGCAGAGCUUGUCGGAGGUUGAGCUCAGCCCGGGGAUGUCGGACGACAGUCGCUCUCUGUCGCCGGGUCAUUCCUCCGGUGCGACUGGCGGGGGGGACUCGCCUCUCCACGGGCAGCAGCAGCCGCAGCUGCCGCAGCUGACGAGUCUGGACGACUCGACGGCGGGCUGCUCGUCCAUCAAAUCCGACGAUGAGGACGACCGCUUCCCGGCAGGAAUCCGUGAUGCAGUCAGCCAGGUGCUCAACUGCUACGACUGGACCCUCGUGCCCAUGCCCGUGCGCGUGAACACCGGAAACAAGAACAAGCCGCACGUGAAGAGGCCCAUGAACGCCUUCAUGGUGUGGGCGCAGGCGGCGCGGAGGAAACUGGCCGACCAACACCCGCACCUGCACAACGCGGAGCUCAGCAAGACCCUGGGGAAGCUCUGGAGGCUUCUUAAUGAGAGUGACAAGCGACCCUUCAUCGAGGAGGCAGAGAGGCUGCGGAAGCAGCACAAGAAGGACUACCCUGACUACAAAUACCAGCCAAGACGCCGCAAGAGUGGAAAGCCGGGUUCUGGAUCAGGAAGUGAGGCCGAUGGCCAUUCGGAGGGUGAGGUCACCCACAGCCAACCUCACUACAAGGGCCUCCAGCUGGAUGUGGCCCUGAGUGGGGGAGCCGGGUCACCUCUGGCAGAUGGGCACCACCCUCUUGCUGCAGGUCAGAGUCACAGUCCUCCUACACCUCCUACCACUCCCAAGACCGAGCCUCAGUCUGGGAAGGCAGGGGAUGGAAAGCGAGAGGGUGUUGGGAAUGGGGGCUCCCGUGGUGCAAUGGGAGCAGAGGGGAGCUCAGGUGCUCCGGGAUCUGGCAAACCUCACAUCGACUUUGGUAAUGUGGACAUUGGUGAGAUGAGCCACGAGGUGAUGGCAAACAUGGAGUCUUUUGAUGUCAAUGAGUUUGACCAGUACCUUCCACCUAAUGGACACCCAGGGGUUGGGCAGAGUGCUGGGGCAGGAGCAGCUGCAACGACUUCGCCUGUCUCUCCGUACACCUACGGCAUAUCCUCAGCUCUGGCAGCAGCCAGUGGACACUCCGCAGCCUGGCUCUCUAAGCAGCAGCAGCCGCUGCAACAUCACGGCCCCCCUCUGGGCUCAGACCCUUCCAAGGCCCAGAUCAAGAGUGAGGCUGGAGGUGCUGGGGGUCACUUCACAGAGGGAGCCUCAGUAGGUUCCCAUGUCACCUACGCUCCCCUCAGCCUCCCUCACUACAGCUCUGCCUUCCCCUCACUAGCCUCCAGGGCUCAGUUUGCUGAAUAUGCUGACCACCAGGCCUCAGGGUCAUACUACGCCCACUCCAGUCAGGCCUCGGGGCUGUACUCUGCCUUCUCUUACAUGGGGCCCUCCCAGAGGCCCCUGUACACUGCCAUCACUGACCCAGCCAGCGUACCGCAGUCACACAGCCCCACACACUGGGAACAACCCAUCUACACGACACUGUCGCGGCCAUGACAGACAACGAGACCAGAGGGCACUGGUGCAGGUUCAGCCCCCAUGUCAGACCCGAGGAGCAGCAGCUACAACAGCAGUGUUGGUGGUAUCAGUGGUGAAAGUGGUCUGGGCUGGGGGGAUUGGGCAGGCACUGGGAGAGUCGGCAGGGGAGACAGGAGGGGAGAAACCCCGUACUGCUCUCGCCCAGAUGCAGAAGCGCUGUCACAGCCCAAGGAUGAGCUUGGAGCGUGGUGCUUUUGAAGCGUGGUUGAUUAUUUGGGGCACUCAGUGUAGUAGUGAGAGAAUGUAUUACAUUGCACCCACCAUCACAGAGUUCAGGUUAGAUUCACAGCAGCCAAGCCUCUGGCGCUCUAAACAGCAUAAUUGGCAGUGUUCAUAAGUGGAAAAGGAUCAUAUCCCUGUCAGUUUGGUGACUCCAUGUAUAUCAGAGGAGACACCUUGUAGUCCACAGUCCUCCCCAAGAAUCCACAAGGGGUCAGUGGCACCAGAGAACAUGGUACACACUGAUAAUUAGCAAGACUUUGAUCUGUAUUGUGAAGGGUGUGACUGAGACGGAGCCAAAUUCAUUAUAUAUGAAAUGGGGAGUACUGUAAUAGAAGAACGGAGUGCCAAACUAUUUGGCUGUGGCCCAUUCACUUCUCAGGCAAGAUUGACCUUUUAUCAAACAGAUGUUAGUUUUGUAUUGCUUUUGGAAAUCAAUGCAACAAUUACUGAUGUCAUUCUGUUGGUACAUUUGACCCUAUUCAAAUGAUUAUGCUGUGUUCAUUUAACAUGCCUUUUGUACACACAAUUAACGUGCAUGGAAGAAAAAUGCCAUAAAACUCUGCUGAAGUUUUGUUAAUUGUAUAUUAAGUCAAAAAAAAAUAUUAUUUUCAUGAUGACUGACUAUUAUCAGGAUAGUUUGAACGAUGUACUUGAAAUUACAAAUGUACAUUUAUUGAUGAAGAUUUGUAAAAUGACCAAAGUUUUGAGACCAAAACUUGCAGAACAGAAACUGAUGUUUCUCCCAACGUGACACUCAAAACUACCUUACAUUUUGUAGCUAAAUAGUUUUCUCUUAGCUGUCAACAUUUUUCCAAUGUGACUGAAACAUACUGGUGUCAAAAGCUACUUUCGCCUUAUUUUUUUCCACAAUGGCACUGAUGAGUGUGAUGAGUUUCAUUAAUAUCUGACGCAUUCAUGAAGAACAUUCAUGACAAAAGACAAUGCUGAACAAAUAUAAAUGCAGCACUUUUGUUUUUGCUUCCAUUUUUCACGAGUUACAAUAAAAAAUCUUAUACUUUUUGCUACACACACAAAAGGUUUAGUUCUCUAAAAGGCUCUCCUUAAAUCUAUUUUAGUGAGCAUUUCGCCAACUUAAUCCACCCACGAGACAAGCGUGGCAUAUCAAAGUGCUGAUUAAACAGGAUGGUUAUUACACAGCUGUUGUCUUGAGCUGCUCACAAUAAAAAGCCACUCUAAAAUGUGCAGUUUGAUCACACGCUGACUGCACGGAUGAAACAAUAAGCCGAACAUAAGCAGUCUCCAAUGUUGUUUCCAAGAAUUUGGCAGUACAUCCAACCGGCCCAGUGAGCCAGUCCAGGACCUUCACAUCAAGAUCAUUUCAGCACAGCCACUGAGAUGAGCUUCCCUGAGACAGCUUCUGACGGUUUGUGUAGCAAUUUGUAGCAAUUGUCGAAUACUGGCAUUUGGGUAGUGACUUCUGCAUCAGAUACCAAUAGAAAAAGCCGUCCUGUCAUGUCGGCAUGACAUGCCACUGAGUACCAUCAGUGUGUAAUGGCACCUGAUGGCAUCAGGAGGAAAUGCAGUGGGACGACAAUUAAAGUUAAGGGGAAGAAAAGUUCGAACAGGGCAGGCGGAAGGGGUGGUGGAUGGGUCCAACAGUCACUGACUUUCACCUGGUUGCCCAGAGUUUGCUUCCCGUAUGAAUGUAAAGCCAAUCCCUGUUAUAUUUUUUCUAAACCUAACCAUGUGUAUGUGUGUUGGCAAAAUAUAACCACGUGAAAUUUGAAAGGAAAAAAAAAAAAAAAAAAAAAACGUUAAAUCUCAAUGCUGCACUGACAUAGUACAUUUAUUUUGAAAGAGACUGUAUGCAAAUGGAAUAUUUCCUGCGAAAAUGGAAGUGUAUUUUGAAAAGACACAAUGCAUAUAACAGGCUAAAGUUGACACGGCGUCCCACAACAUCAACAACAGAUACACCCAUAUCUGAAAAGAAAAGUCCACAACCAAGCAGAUAUGUUACGAGGUCGGGGUGACAAUGUGUUGCCGGGUUGGGUUACACAUGAUCUGCAGUUGUGAGGCUGAUUGGAUGUACUGCCAAAUUCUCGCACAUGACAAUGAAGACGGUUUAUGGUGGUAAAAUUAACAUUCAACUCGCAGGCAACAGCUGUGGUGGACGUUCCUGCAGUCGGCAUGCCAACAGCACUCUCCCUCAAAACUUGCAACAUCUGUGGCAUUGUGUUAUGUGAUAAAUGUACACGUUCUAGAGUGUUUAGAGUGUUAUUGUGAGCCUCACAAGGCACACCUGUGUGCUAAUGAUGCUGUUUAAUCAGUAUGUUAAUAUGCCACACCUGUCAGGUGGAUGGACUUUGUUGGCAAACUGCUCACUGACACAGAAUUUGUGAGCAAAAUUUAAGAAAGCCUUAGCCUUUUGUGUGCAUGGGAAAAGAAAUAGAAACUCGAAAAAUGGGAUCAAAAACAAAAGUGUUGGGUUUAUAUUUUUGCUCAGCGUACUUGCAUAAUCCAUUUUUGCUUUCCAUGGUUGCAACAUGUCAUAGAAUACAUAUAGAAGCUUUUUCAUUGUUUUAACCAUUGACUGUAUUAAUGCUUUUUGCCGUUACUUUCUCCACUAAAAAUCUGCACCACUGCCUUUUCUUUUCCUUUUUAAUAUCAUUCAAAAUGUGUAUAUAGAACAGUAUUCAACGUGAAAUGUCAGAUCUUUUGAUUGUAGUUGUGUAACUUUUAAAAAAGAAGCAUUUUGGGGACAGUUUUAAUGUGGGAGAUGCCAAUACUGAGAAACAGUUGCCAGAGAUUGAGCGAGCAAAGCUUCCUGGAGAUAAUAUGUUUUAACACAGCCUUAUAUUAAACUCAAAAUGUGCCUGGUCCUUAACAAUACCUGCUAUUCAUGCAUGAAACAGAGAAGCAUUUUAUCUGUUAUGUUUGUGCCUUUCCCAGCGUUGUGGACUAUUAGUUAAACUGUUUUACACAUUAUGUUUAUCUCUGUUUGGUAUCCGUAGUCUACUGCGUUUCCUCGUCUCCAAAACAGAACUGUAUUUUGAAUAUCUUAUUCUCCACAUGCUUUGUUUUUAUAUAUAUAUAUAUAUAUAUAUAUAUAUAUAUAUAUAUGUGUGUAUCACUCAAAUAUUCUUUAUCACUACUGGACACAGAUCCAGACAAUAUGCAUGCAUCACUGCUUGUUUUAAUUCACAGUCCAUGGAAGCUUAAUGUCUGUUUGUAUUUAACCAUUGACCUCGAGCACAAGAGGCCACGUUACAUCUUUGUUGCUAUGUGUGAAUUAUGUGUAACGUUGCUAUGAAUUUUACAUCUCCUAUUUAUAUUUGUUUCAUGUUUGUGUGCGCUGUUGAAUUGUUUCUCUCCAUUAUGAGGACAACUGUUGACUGUUACUGCCAUUUUAGUAUUUCAUUUUUUGUUUUUCUUUCUUGUAUAACUGUUGCCAGCACAGCACGGCAACACGACUUCUUAAUAACAGCAGGAGCGAAAGCCUAAACAUGUGAUGAUGACUAAUGACCUUUUGCGCUCACUUGAAAUAAAGCUCUAUUAUUUCUGCUUUGAUACAA